GCCUUUAGAAUAUUUGCCUUCAAGUUGUAGCUGUUGUUUUUCUGAUGAUGGAUCCAGCUGUGAUUAUCAUCUUACUUCUCUACAGAAUAGAUUCUACUCAAGCAGUGAGGAAUUCAGAGCCGCUGGUCAUCUCAGCUGAGCCCGGUGAAGCGGUCAAUCUCACCUGCACAUUUGUAGACGACUCAGAUAAAGAGGUUAGGAUGUGGUACAAACAAAGACUGGAGCAUGCGCCACUGGAAGUGGGAUCAAAGUUAGAAGACAAACCGGCUGUGAUUUCAGGUCAACUUAACACAUCGAGAUUUAAACUCAACAGAAUAGCGAGUGGCAUUUCUCUCAGUAUUGAACGCGUCACUAAAGAAGAUGAAGGAAUGUACUUCUGUGUUGCGACUGGAAAGAAAACGCUGAACUUCUCUACUGCUACAUUCUUAGCGGUCACAGGGCAGUCAGACAUCUCAGUGCUCCAAACUCCAGUACAGGGGUCAGUUUCUCCAGGAGAGUCGGUCACUCUGCAGUGCACGGUCCUCUCUGAGAUCAGAGCAGCAGAUCUCCGAGUGCUCUGGUUCAGAGCUGCUGCAGGACAAUCCUUUCCUGAAAUCAUUUACACUCAUCAGAACAGCAGCAGCCGUCAGUGUGAGAUCAGCUCUUCUACAAGCUGCUCUCUGUAUGAGUUCUCUAAGAACAUCCUCGACCACAACCAUACUGGAACUUAUUACUGCGCUGUGGCUGCUUGUGGGAAGAUCAUUUUUGGGAAUGGAACAUCAGUAGAACUGACCUGUCCUGUGGAUCCCACUGUGUUCUAUCUGGGAGCAGCUUUGGGAAUCUGUGUGAUUGUGAUCUGUGUUCAAGCCAUUGGAAACUGCAGCGGGAGAGAUCGUGAUUCGGUGGUGGAGAACAAAGCCAGUCAGAACUCUGCAGCUGCUGUGGAGCUGAGUUAUGCAGCCAAAAGCCUGAGAAUGAAGAGUGGACGCUCUGGACACAGUGUUUACUCUGAAGUCAGAUACUUCUCAGUUACUGACCCCAACAAUCACUGACUCACUGGACUCUCUUCUCUUGUAGCAGCAGAAGUGAAGUUUGGGGAUGUUUUCUGUUACUGUCAGCUUUGGAAUCUGUAUCUGUUUAUUUGUGUUUGUGCUGAUUUCAGUCAGGAUCUACAAUCAUGUGCUUCACUUUGCUCUGUGCUCAAAACUGCAUGACUGAAAAAAAGCAGUCUGGUCUGGUAUGAAGUGUCAGUUCUCUGAAGGAGCCGAGCGAGAGCAGUUGUAGAGUGUGUGGUCACUCAGACGUGUGACAAACACAUUAAUGAGCUCAGAUGUCUGAUAUUGUUAACUCUCAAUGGAAAUGUAGAAGACGUGUUUCAGGCUGUAGUGAGAACAGAUCUAUAUACACAGUUACUGUUUACUUGCUUUGUUUAACAUAUUGGGAGAAAAGUAAAAUAAAAUGUGGCCUCCACAAAGUUAUGGAAGUUAACCUAAGCAAAUAAAGUCCAGUCUAGUUUGGUAUGACCUGUCAGUCCUCUGAAGGAGCUGAGUGAGAGCAGUUUUAGAGUCUGUGGUUACUCACAACUGUGGUUGCACGACUGAAAAAAAAACAGUCUAGUUUCAGGUCUCUGAAGGAACAGAAUUUGUGGUCACUUUAGACAUUUAAACGUGGCAAGCAUGCGCUCAGAUGGUGUCUGAUAUUGAGUUCAUGAGGCUGUAGAAGACGUAUUUCAGGCUGUAGUGAGAAUUUCCAUAUAAUCAGUCUAAAAUGAAGCUGUGGUUGCUCUUCAGGCCUUAAGAGAUUAUGACUGAUAGCUUGAAACUGAAUUCAUGCUCCACCUGUUUAUCUACAUUUAAAAACUUCUGUUAAUAGUGUUUGAUUUAUUUGUUGACUUUGACAUAUCGAAAAAAAAAUGCCAUAGCUAUUCACAAGUCAAUGUUUUGUUAUUUAUUAGGUUUUUCAAUGUGUUUAAUUGAGCAUAUAAACAGUAAUUGUUUAUUAAAGUGUG
Messenger RNA from Pygocentrus nattereri (red-bellied piranha), 1987 nucleotides. RefSeq lists its product as uncharacterized. Gene Ontology annotation, biological process: response to bacterium. Lineage: Eukaryota; Metazoa; Chordata; Actinopteri; Characiformes; Serrasalmidae. The coding region runs from base 45 to 1031 and encodes 328 amino acids. The transcript has 6 exons. The record is from RefSeq and is a predicted model, not a curated record.